Messenger RNA from Penicilliopsis zonata CBS 506.65, 468 nucleotides. RefSeq lists its product as hypothetical. The transcript has 2 exons. Lineage: Eukaryota; Fungi; Ascomycota; Eurotiomycetes; Eurotiales; Aspergillaceae. Bases 94 to 378 code for a protein of 94 amino acids. The record is from RefSeq and is a predicted model, not a curated record.
GGGAGCGUGGCGACGGAGACGGAGACCCAGAGCUCGUGCUGAGGGCGGGCGACUGCCUCCCAGCGCACGGUCGCUCUGAAACGAGAGACAGCGAUGGAUUCACGGCCAGGCAGGCGGCGCAGGAGACACACACAAGGCGAGGCGGCACUCAAAGACAGUCAAAAUCAGAAGCUCACAAACCACCAACGGCCCUCCGCUCGCAAACACAGGCACAGGCCGCAGUCAACUUCGGCUCUGGAGCGUGUCGAGCGGCUGGAGCUGGACGAGGAGCGUCAGACGCAGAGCAGGGCCACAGUCAAGGCCAGCAGUCGAGAGAGUUCUAUAUCACGAGAUAGGAUACGAGGUAAGGAAUCGUCAGUCCCUGUCUCGUUGUUCUGAUGACUGGGGAUGGAGCUGUUGAGAUGCGUUGUCCCUGUCUAGGACCUGCAUACCGCAGACGUCACUGCAGCCUGCCCGAGUUACGCACUG